AUGUUGAGUAGCUUUUGAUAUUAAGUGCAAUAUGUUCCUGAACCAUUCAAUAUACUUCCGGGAGUACUUGAUUACCAUUUCCAGGCGAAGCCAUAGAUCAGAGAAUUACUAAUGAGUGUCGUGGUGAUAUCUCCUACAUCAUUGUCCACAGCGCCUGCGAUCCACAGCCCAUCCAGUGAGAGGCCAUCUGCAACAUCUCUAUCUCGCGAGCCGUACUUCCAUCGCUCGCGGAUACGUAGCACCGGGGAUAAUCCUCAAGUGCGACCGAUCUAUAUUCAUGUCCGCGACAACGACUCAGCCGGUACAGGUUCAGGAUGUCAAUGUCUUCCUCGCACCGAGUCUCGUAUGGCUGUCCCCAUUGGAGCAGCUGGAGGGCAGAACCUCCUGAUAAGCGGUGUUAUUUCCUUCUAGCCAGGAUUACCAAACGCAGAUAUCUAUUGUACUCCGAUAAUUUUUCCUCCACUUAUCACAGAAUCAUGAAUAUGUUACACCGUCAAAGGCACACACAACAAGAGAUCGUCAUUCCCUCUACCGUUGGAGGCCAGAUCAGAGGCAGAGGUGAAGGCAU
Molecule: messenger RNA, 568 nt
Organism: Fusarium redolens
Lineage: Eukaryota; Fungi; Ascomycota; Sordariomycetes; Hypocreales; Nectriaceae
Exons: 1
Coding region: 112-411 (99 amino acids)
Source: RefSeq, a predicted model, not a curated record